CGAGCCAGUCAGCGAGGCAUCUAUCCAACGAACGCCAGCUGGCAAUCGGGCGGCUCGUCAGACAGCGUGAGCCAACGACCGUCGUUAGCAACGGUGCCUCCGAGAAUGACAGCUACGACGAGCUUCGCCUGCCUCUCCGUCGCCGGUGCCUGUAACGUGUUGGCUCUGGUCCUGCUGCUGCUGCUACCGCUGCAUUGUGUUCCGGGAUCUCAGGCGUCUUCGCUUGCCGACAUGGAGAUGGAUUACGCUCACAGCCACUGCAGGAAGAUCGACCUGCCGCACAUCUAUCGCAAGCCCGGCGAGCCCGUCUACUUCUCCAUGGAAGGCUCGUACGACCACUUCUACUACUGCAAAGAGCAGAGGGCCACGCGCGUCGACUGCACUCCCGACCUCGUGGACCAGAUUUGCACGAUGCUCGCAAAAAAGAGAUUUGAAGAAUCCUUCUGAAGUAAGGAAUGUGGAUUCUGCAGACUCUUCUUGAAGGUCUCUUUGUCAUCAGACCUUAAAACUCUAUUAUGGAAUAAAAGCCUGGCUACAACCACCUA
Molecule: messenger RNA, 545 nt
Organism: Dermacentor andersoni
Lineage: Eukaryota; Metazoa; Arthropoda; Arachnida; Ixodida; Ixodidae
Source: RefSeq, a predicted model, not a curated record